GUUACAAUCACUCUGUGUCUCUCUCUCUCUCUCUGUGUGUGUGUGUGUGUGUGUGUAGGGUUGCAGGAUGUCCUUGUGAUGCCCAACUUGUGUGGCAUGAGCUCGGACCUGUUGGAGAUCUCCGGGGCUGAACACCAGGCAGCGCUCACCCUGGAUGAAGACGGCGUGGAGGCAGCUGCCAUCACCGCGUUGUCGGUGGCACGCAACGUGGUCAUGUUUGAGGUCCAACAGCCCUUCCUUUUCUUCCUGUGGGACGAUGAGCUCGGCUUCCCGCUCUUCAUAGGCCGGGUCCUGGACCCCUCCCAGUGAGAGAGAGUCAGAGAGAGACGAACGUCAACCACCA
This is a messenger RNA of Rhincodon typus (whale shark), 343 nucleotides long. RefSeq names its product factor XIIa inhibitor-like. The transcript has a single exon. Lineage: Eukaryota; Metazoa; Chordata; Chondrichthyes; Orectolobiformes; Rhincodontidae. The coding region runs from base 79 to 309 and encodes 76 amino acids. The record is from RefSeq and is a predicted model, not a curated record.